Molecule: messenger RNA, 3420 nt
Organism: Thermothielavioides terrestris NRRL 8126
Lineage: Eukaryota; Fungi; Ascomycota; Sordariomycetes; Sordariales; Chaetomiaceae
Product: glycoside hydrolase family 3 protein
Exons: 2
Coding region: 171-3053 (960 amino acids)
Biological process (GO): glucan catabolic process
Molecular function (GO): beta-glucosidase activity
Source: RefSeq, a predicted model, not a curated record
GCGGGGGCUCCGAGUGCACCGCCCAAUGUUCCGACUCCCGCGAGCCUGAUUAACGCAUCCCGUCACGACAAACCUCGGCCGCGCCGUGAACCUGUCCCCUUUACGGUGGAUGAUGGGCUACAUUCCGGCAGCGAGCGCAGCAGGGAGAUUUUAACCCGCAUGCGGCCACCAUGGCUCGCGACGAGACAAAGAAGGGGCUCCUUCAGGACACCGAAGGACGGCCGCCGGACAGCGACGGCCACGAAUCAGACUCGGACCUCGAAGCGACUGACUACCUCGACCGUGAACCCGCCGACCAGCCCCGCUCAUUCUCCGCGCCGACCCCCCGGAAACAAUGGUGGAUCAUACGCUGCCUGGGCCGCCGCAGCCGUUGUUGUAUCGGCACCUUGGCUGUUGUCAUCGCCGUGUUCAUCUUCCUCAGCGCCGGCGGCGCGUUUGUGUUCAAGAAAUACCAGGAAGAGCCCCCCUACGGCCAGUCACCACCGUGGUAUCCUACCCCCAAGGGCGGUAUUGCCCAGAGCUGGGCGGCCAGCUACGAAAAGGCGGCCAAGUUGGUCGGCAAGAUGACUCUGGCAGAAAAGGUCAACGUCACGACUGGCACGGGAUGGCAAAUGGGGCUGGCCGUCGGCACGAAUGGGCCCGCCGUCCACGUCGGCUUCCCGCAGUUGCAACUACAGGACGGCCCAUUGGGCAUUCGGUUCGCCGAUAACAUCACGGCGUUCCCAGCGGGCAUCACUGUCGGCGCCACGUGGAACCGGCAGCUGAUGUUUGCCCGUGGCAAGGCGCACGCCAUUGAGGCGCGCGGGAAGGGCAUCAACGUGCUCCUGGGCCCUUGUGUCGGGCCGCUCGGCCGCAUGCCCGCUGGCGGCCGCAACUGGGAGGGUUUUGGAGCGGAUCCCUACCUCCAAGGCGUGGCGGGCGCCGAGACCAUCCGGGGCAUCCAGAGCGAGGGCGUCAUGGCCACCAUCAAGCACUUCAUCGCCAACGAGCAGGAGCACUUCCGGCAGCCGUGGGAAUGGGGCCUGCCGCACGCCAUCAGCGCCAACAUCGACGACCGCACGCUGCACGAGUUGUACGCCUGGCCGUUCGCCGACGCCGUGAAGGCCGGCGUGGCCUCCGUCAUGUGCUCGUACAACAUGGUGAACAACUCCUACGCCUGCGGCAACAGCAAGCUGCUCAACGGCAUCCUCAAGGACGAGCUCGGCUUCCAGGGCUUCGUCAUGAGCGAUUGGCUGGCUCAGCGGUCCGGCGUGUCGACGGCGCUUGCCGGCCUGGACAUGACCAUGCCGGGUGACGGGCUGAGAUGGGCCAAUGGCGAGUCGUUGUGGGGCCCGCAGCUGACCAAGGCUGUCCUGAACGGCAGCGUGCCCGUGGACCGGCUGAACGACAUGGUAACACGCAUCGUGGCGGCGUGGUAUCAGCUCGGCCAGGAUGACGAGACCAAGUUCCCGCGUCAGCCUCCCAACUUCUCCUCGUGGACAGAUGAUCGCCUGGGUGUCCUGGCGCCUGGGAGCCCGAGCCCGCAGGACGAGGUCGUGGUCAACGAGUUUGUAGAUGUGCAGGCCAACCACUCCAUCAUUGCCCGCGAGGUGGCUGCCCAGGGCACGGUGCUGCUCAAGAACGAGGGGCUGCUGCCCAUCAGCCGCCAGGGACUCGACGAGUCCAAGCUAGAGGCCAGACGGAGGGUCGUCGAGCAGUCUACCGGGAAGCGACAUGAUGGAAAGUUCAAAGUCGGCGUGUUUGGGGAGGAUGCGGGACCCGGGCACGGCCCCAACUACUGCAAAGACCGCGCCUGUAAUCAAGGCACGCUCGGCUCCGGUUGGGGCUCGGGCGCCGUCGAGUUCCCCUACCUUGUCUCCCCCAUCGAGGCUCUGCGCAAGCAGUUCGACAGCUCCAAGGUCGAGCUGCACGAGUUCUUGACCAACAAGCCCUUGAUUGCCAGCAACGACAAGGCCACCGUCGACGACCUGGAUCUGUGCAUCGUGUUCGCUAACGCCGAUUCGGGCGAAGGGUUCGUCAAGUGGGACGAUGUGAGCGGCGAUCGCCCGAAUUUGGCCCUGCAGAGCGGCGGCGACGAUCUGAUUGUUGACGUGGCAUCCAAGUGCGGUGGUGGAAACGCGGAUGUCAUUGUUGUCAUCCAUGCCGUCGGCCCCGUGUUGAUGGAACGGUGGGUCGAGCUGCCCAACAUCAAGGCAGUGCUCCUGGCCAACCUCCCCGGUCAGGAGUCCGGAAACGCACUCGCCGAUGUCCUUUUCGGCGACAGCAACCCAUCAGGCCACCUCCCGUACACCAUUGGCAAGUCGCUGGCCGAUUAUGGUCCCGGCGGGCAGGUGCUCUACACGCCCAACGGUGUCGUUCCCCAGCAGACCUUCUCUGAGGGGCUCUACAUUGACUACCGCUACUUCGACAAGCACAGCAUCGAGCCCCGCUUCGAGUUUGGGUUUGGGCUCAGCUACACCACAUUCACCUUGAGCAAUUUGCGAGUCACACCCCGGAAGAACAAAUCGGCGCUGCCUGCCCCUCGCCCGAGUCCUGCGGCGGAACCACCCAGCUAUCCAACCACCAUCCCCUCCAAAGACGAAGCGCUCCUCCCGGCCGGGUUCCGCAAACUCGACAAGUAUAUCUACCCCUAUCUCUCGCCGGAGGAUGAGAUCGAGACGGGAGCGUAUCCGUACCCCGACGGGUACGACACGGUGCAACCGCCGAGCGGCGCCGGCGGCGACGAAGGCGGCAACCCUGAUCUGUGGGCCAUCUACGUCGACGUUGCCGUGGACGUGAAGAACGACGGGCCGGUCGCGGGUGCGGUGGUCCCGCAGCUGUAUCUGGAGUAUCCCGCCAAGGAAGGCGUCGACUUCCCGGUCAGGGUGCUUCGGGGCUUCGACAAGGUGUAUCUCAACCCCGGCGAGAUCAAGACGGUGCACUUCGGCCUCACGAGGCGCGAUCUCAGCUACUGGGACGUCAUGGAGCAGAAUUGGGUCAUGGUCACCGAGGGCCAAUAUACGUUCAGGGUCGGGCAGAGCUCGCGGGAUUUGGUGCUGGAUGGCAAGUGGUGAUUCUAGCCAUUUCUUGGUCUGUCUGUGGUCUCGGGUUACCCUCUAUGCUUCUGCGGUCGGGAGUUGGAGUUGGGCAUCUGCAUCCCCCCAUGUCUUGGGCGUUUGCUUGUUUUUUUGCGUAAGGUUAGACCUUUCUUAGUUUCAAGGAAUCUAAUAUUUUUGUGCCGCCAGUCGCACCGCGUCGGACAGCUGGACAGACGCUACCGACGCUAGGGUGAUCGGGACAGGAGGAAACGGGGAAGAGUUAGAGUCGUUAGUUGACUUGCAUGAUGUGCCCUAGCUAGGGUUAAGAUUGAUCAGGGUUAGUGCGAGGACGUUCAUUAAAGCAUCAUGAUUGAGCACCAUGGAAACAUGGGGGCCAGGCCAC